CCACACUGAACACUGCGGUCGUCGUAGUGGCUUCUGUUUGCAGAGCUCACGGUCAGUAAGAUUAAUGUAGGGUUUGCCCAAGAGGAAAGUCUCAUCACUUCCCAGCAGCUGCUCGGUCACUCUGUUAGACUGUAGCUCGAGCACGCUACCGACGAUGGCCCUGUGGCUGAGAUCGAGUCUCGUAAUGCUGCUCCUGAAGCAGCAAAUGCUGUUGCCGGUGACGUCCGCCUUAAACAGCCACCCGCUAGAGCAGGGGAAGUGUCAGAUGAGCUACAUGGGACUGCCGGGGAUACCGGGAAACCCUGGGAUCCCAGGGAACCCAGGGAACCUGGGCCCAGUCGGCCCGACUGGGAGGGACGGGCGCGAAGGGAACCAGGGCCCGCCUGGCAAGAACGGCGAGAGAGGAGACCGGGGGGAUCAUGGCGUGAAAGGGGACAAAGGGAGCGCAGGAGAGGCCGGGUUGCCUGGAAAGAUCGGGCCGAUGGGUCCCGCUGGAGAGAGAGGGGAUCGUGGACUUCAGGGUGAAAAGGGAGACAAAGGAGAAGUCCCGGCUGCCAUCCCCAGAUCCGCAUUCACUGUGGGUCUGUCUGUAUCGAACCCUCCCAGCGGAUCUCCCGUCAGAUUCAGCAAGGUCAUGUACAAUGAGCAGAAUCAUUACGACACGCUCACCGGCAGGUUCACUUGCCAUUUCCCGGGCAUCUAUUACUUUGCUUACCAUAUCACCGGAGCAUCUGGCACCACCCAGGUCUCCUUGAGACACAAUGGACAAGCAGUUCAGAAUACAUAUUCCUCAACCAGCAGCGUUUACAGCAUGUCCGGCGCCUCAGUGCUGCGUUUGAGAAAGGGCGAUGAAGUGUGGGUGCAGACCGAAGGCGCUAACAUCAAGGCUUACACAGACGUUACCACUGACAGCACUUUCUCUGGUUUCCUGAUGUACCCUGGCCUACCUUAACGGUUGCAUUCAAUUACUCGAUUAGCUCUACUGGAAGUCUGACGCUUAACAUGUAAGGUACGUGAUGCAAAAAGCACACAAACAGCACGUGAACAUACGUACACUAUUAGACAGUACAUGAGCCAACCCAUACCGGAUCGUUUUUCAUGGUUACGCUGCAUAGAACUCCGAUGUGUUUUUGGUUGUACCGCGUCUUGUUCAGCAUGACGUCUGACGUUUUGGUCCAAGUGCUGGUAGCUUCUUGAGGAAGCUUCUAUCUGGUAGGCAAAUAAAAGCUGUCAGCACGCACAAUUUACCCUGGCCGUGCAUAUUUUAAGUGUUUUAAUCUGGAUAUUCACUUUUGCUAUCAAGUACCAGCGAAAACUGCCAUUAGCCACUAGUUAAAGACCCAAAGAAUGUGCUUGCUGGUCAUCACAAGUGGAUUCCCUUGCCGUCCAGCCUCUCUACAGAGGCUGCUGAAUCCACAAGCUGCCAGCAUCAGUCCUUCACGUUUGGCAAUAACCAUAUUUUAUUAUGCCUCUCCAUUCUAGUCCGUCUUCAACUCCAUCCGUCAUCCUUUCUUAGUCGUCCCCUGCCUCGGUUUCCUUCCUCCACCAGCGUUGCUUUUGCUGGAUGCCUGUUUGGUGGCAUGAUCAAUCCAUAGCAGUCUGCUUUUUAGCAAGACUGUCAACACAAAUAUACACACUAACUGUGAUCAUGUAUCGUCAAGGAGCAUACACCAGCACGCAAAUUCCGGUCAUCCUCACAGUGGCGGCUUUUGGCUGGCCAUCGAAUAAAGAUGGCCACUGCUUUGCGCGCUUUCAGAUGAGUUCCUUUGCAAUCUGGAACGCUCUUCCUUCCGAUAUUAGGAAGCCACUUUUAAAUCUAGAUGAAGUACUAAUUUUUAGUAUUGCGUUUUGUGUUUAGUUUGUUGCCCCCCCCGCACCUCCGAUUAACACGGUUGGCGACGUACGGUGCGAAAUAAGUUCAACAUACAUACAUAUAAACACAUGUAUGCCAUUUUCAAUGCAACACGCAGGCAUUUUUAUUAAAUAAUUGUAGGGCUUUUUGUAUAUUGCACCAUGCAAUACUCAAACGGUGAUAUUAUUUUUUGUGGCAGUAUAUAUACGUGUUAGUACAAGUAUAAAAAUGCACAUUAACUCACAAUUGCAAACCAGUAGCCAAAUGCAUAAAAAUAUAUUAUUCAACAUAACACAAUUGAUGAUAAGUACACAAUUUGCGGUGACUUUAUACAAACCAGAUUUGAAAAUGUUAUCAAAUUGGAUAUGUACUCCUUUGAUAGGGUAUGUUAUAUGGUGAAAGAUAAUAUUUUUUUAAAUCUUUGUAUUUAAAAAAAAAAUCUGAUGAUUUAAAAGGAAUUUGAACUGUACUUUCUUUAUUAAUUUAAAAUAAUACAUUUGAAAUGUAAUUUUCGGUGUUUGAGAGCAAUGCUGCAGAGUAUGUGUCGAGAAUGAUUUAACAUAAUCAACAA
Lethenteron reissneri (Far Eastern brook lamprey) is the source of this 2423-nucleotide messenger RNA. RefSeq names its product complement C1q and tumor necrosis factor-related protein 9-like. Gene Ontology annotation, molecular function: protein binding. The record is from RefSeq and is a predicted model, not a curated record. Lineage: Eukaryota; Metazoa; Chordata; Hyperoartia; Petromyzontiformes; Petromyzontidae.